This is a messenger RNA of Stylophora pistillata, 3029 nucleotides long. Its product is annotated as BUB3-interacting and GLEBS motif-containing protein ZNF207. Gene Ontology annotation, cellular component: nucleus. NCBI's taxonomy places the organism in Eukaryota, Metazoa, Cnidaria, Anthozoa, Scleractinia, Pocilloporidae. The record is from RefSeq and is a predicted model, not a curated record.
GCCUCCGACUGCCAUUGAAGAAAAGGGAAAGUAACCACGUUGGACAGCUUUUUGUCAAAGUUGUGAUAAAAUUAAUCGCAGUCGUCGAAGUCAUGGGACGUAAAAAGAAGAAGGCUACAAAGCCCUGGUGCUGGUAUUGUAAUCGUGACUUUGAUGAAGAGAAAAUAUUAAUCCAGCAUCAGAAGGCCAAACAUUUCAAAUGUCCCAUUUGUCACAAGAAGUUAUACACAGGCCCAGGGUUAGCAAUCCAUUGUAUGCAAGUUCACAAGGAAACUAUCAGUACUAUUCCCAAUUCUGUACCCAACAGAGGAGAUCCAGAAAUAGAGAUCUAUGGCAUGGAAGGCAUUCCAGAGAAGGACUUGAAAGAACGUCAGCAGAGGGGGGGAAGUGCUGGUGAUGAUGAUGAACCAGAGAAAAAGAAAGCCAAGACUGAGAAUCAACCACAAGCUGCAGCAAUGCCUGUAGCUGUACCCGGGGCCAUACCAAUGAUGCCUAUGAUGCCUGUGCCAGGAAUGCCAGUUCCGCCAGGCUUCCCUCAAAUGCCCUUUGUUCAGCCGAUGCCAGGCGCACCACACAUUCCAUCUGUUGCAUUUCCAGGUCAGCUUCCUGUUCACAUGCAAAUGCCAGGCAUGCCAAUUCCACCACAUGGGAUGCCCCCAAACACUGUCCCACCAACCAGCACAGCUACUGCCCCUGGUCAACCUCAACUUCAAAAAGGUCCUGUUAUUGGGCCUCAGGUACCCAAUACCAAACCCCUCUUUCCUGCUGCACAGAAUGUAAAUGGAGCUGCAAAAUCCAGUGCUUCAUCUGGCCCUGUGGGUGCUGACUUCAAACCACUACAAUCAACAGCAACAGCCACAAGUUAUCAAAGCCCACCAGUCACAUCAACUGGUAAACCAGUUGUUCCACCUCCUUCUUCCGCUCCUGUUGUUUCCAAGCCUGCCACCAUAGUUGCACCAGGAGCAACAAGCCGGUUGGUUCAUCCUGAUGAAGAUAUUUCACUGGAAGAACGACGGGCAUCACUUCCUAAAUAUGCACCAAAGACACCCAGUCUCCCAUCAUCUAACCCUGUUACCAUGGUUAGUGCCCCUCCUUUACAGAUGCAGGCACCUGGAAGUCAUCCAACCGUCUCUCCAAUGCCUCUGAUGGCCACCAUGCAACAACCCCCAAUUUCCAUGUCAUCAGCACCUACAGGGCCACCACAAGGAGGGCCAGCUCAGGGAGGACCUAUGCAUGGAGGGCCAGGAGGACCCAUUCCCAGGGGCCCUGGAAUGGGCCCACCUGGAAUGCGGCCACCUGGAUUUCCACCUCACAUGCCAGGACUGCCACCACACCAACAAGGAAUGCCACCUGGGAUGCCACCAAGACUUGGUCCACCUGGCAACUUCUCAGGACCACCAUCCCUCAUGGGAGCACCUCCAGGCCCUGGGGGACCUCCUCAUGGACCUCCCCCAAGAGGAGGACCAGGACUUCUCGGGCCACACCCUGGCGGUAGGCCACCUAUGAGAUUACCUAUGGGUGCACCUAGACGAUUUUAAGAUUGUAAGAUUAAUUCAACUAAGUUUAUCAGAAAUGCCAGAUGAAUGUUUUAUCUGAAGGAUAGCCACAUAGCAUAUCAAACUACUUGUUGUCUACUAUAUUUCCAUUCAGUUAUUCAUCUUCUAACCCCAUGCUUAUGUUGGCAAGGCUCAGAUUUUGUCUUUUGUAUUAAGUAUUACACAAGGUAAUUGAAAUGCAAUUAUUUCACUUGAAUUGGUCUUUGAUAUUCUAGAGUGGUCACAAGGUGAGUCUAUUUUUACGUAAGUAAAUUCUAAUAGAUUUCUCAAGUAGCUUAUUGAACAUCCAUACGCAGUCAGAAAUUAUAGGAAACAGCAGUAAAAUCUGCAGGAAAGGAACAGGUGUUUAUGUUUCCAACACUAACAUACAUAUACCUGUGUUUAACUGAGCAAUUAUAUCUUCACUUUUAGUGUUUUCCCUUUUCAUCUGGCAUUUCUGUCAUUAUUAUGUGCAAUAAAAUAUUUUGAUAUGAAACAUUUCCUGUAAUAAUCCAACUUAUUAUCUUUUUGUAGCGUAGAUAUGAUGAAAUGUUUGUUUAUUUACCUUAUUAAUUAAACUUUGCUCUCAGAUUCUUUUUGAAAAGGUAGGUACAAAGGAUUUAAAAAUGUAAUUUAAAUUUUCAUUUCUCUCUUGUUGCUUUUUCUUCUUGUCUCAUCAAUGGGUAGGUUAGCAGCAUGAUUUAAUUCCAGUUGAAGAAAAGAAAACUAUUGUACUUAAAUCAAAUCAUAUGCUUAUGUGCAAAUAAGUUGUGGUUACAAAAAAAAAUUAAUAAAUCUCCAGCUUCGGUUUUUUUUUUUAGUUUGAUCCAAAUAUUCAUUAAAGUGUAAUUAAAUGAGUGCGUCUCUUAAGAGCUCAGCAAAAGUUUGGAAGGUAGUAAGGUAGGUGGGUUUUGCAGAUUCUGUCUUACUACAAUUGCUCUUACGAGCAGAGCGUGACAUGUAAGUUAAAAAUAGAACGUUGUUUUGUAAACUUUGAGUUUGAUUUAGUGUUGUCCAUUGUUUAAUUUGUAUUUUGGAUAUGCCAGUGAUCUCUUGAAAGCCUCAGAAGUUGCAAGACCCCUUCCUGUCCUACUGCAUCCCCAACUCAAAUUCCAUUGAUUUGUUCGUUCUUAAAAGAAAUGUCUUAAUUUGUCAGGUAGAUAACAAACUCGUUGGGGUGCAAAACAAGUAAAUCAGCUGGAGUUUCCAAUAGAUCACAUGACAUCUUUUCAUCUUAGCAGCUAAGUUCAUUUCCUAUACAAAGUGAUAAAGUGAUUUGUUACAUGAUUAAGAAUUAUUACCAAAGUGCACUCUGCAAGGUAGGGUUCGUGAUUUAGUAUAGUUCAUGUGCACUUUGUUUACUCUGGCAGAAAAUUUCAACCAUUUUCAAAUUAUUGGUGGAAAGGUAGGGCCAUGUUUUUCAGGUUUGGCAUUCUUGAAGUUUUUCACUUUAGAUUAGAACUAAGUUAUUAAAAUAAAAGAACGAAAAGGUUA